CCUUGUUGUCAAAAUGGAAGCAGUUUUACUAAAUGCUCGUUAGAUAUCCAGGAUUGUUUCAGAAAAAUACGUUUAAACUUUUUAAUAGUUUUUUUUUCAUAAGGAAAAUGCUAACUUAGAAGAUAACCUUAGUCUACAAGUGCAUACUGAAGGGAAACAUUUGAAAACUGGUGAAAGUUAGUAGCUUGAGUAAGCUAGUAGAUCUAAGUUAGCUUGAAUCUGUCGCUAAUUGUUUACACUUAAAUUGUACACACUUGACAUUAAUCUGCGUUGAUCCCACACCUAGUUGUGAUUUGUAGAUUCGUCUUUUUUGUUUUACACUAAACAUCAGUAGGAUGCGGAGAGGUGUUGGUGCUGGAGCUAUUGCCAAAAAGAAGCUGGCAGAGGCCAAAUAUAAAGAAAGAGGAACUGUUCUUGCAGAAGACCAAAUCGUCCAGAUGUCUAAGCAGCUGGAAACCUUCAAGUCAAACCUGGAGGAGUUUGCCAGCAAGCACAAACAAGAGAUCCGCAAGAACUCGCAGUUCAGAGUCCAGUUUCAAGAAAUGUGUGCCACCAUUGGCGUUGACCCACUUGCUUCUGGAAAAGGUUUUUGGUCUGAGAUGCUCGGUGUAGGAGAUUUCUAUUAUGAGCUUGGUGUACAGAUUAUUGAAGUGUGCCUUGCCUUAAAACACAGAAAUGGAGGGCUAAUUACUCUGGAUGAACUCCAUCAAAGAGUGCUGAAGGGACGGGGGAAGUAUGCUCAGGAUGUGAGUCAAGACGACUUGGUCCGAGCCAUAAAGAAGCUGAAGGUGAUGGGGAAUGGCUUUGGGAUGAUUCCUGUUGGUGGUUCUUACUUGGUCCAGUCAGUACCAGCAGAGCUAAACAUGGAUCACACUGUAGUUCUGCAACUGGCUGAGAAAAAGGGAUAUGUCUCAGUGAGUGAGAUCAAGGACAGUCUAAAAUGGGAGAAGGAACGAGCGUGUCAUGUUCUGGAUCAUCUGCUGAAAGAAGGUUUGGCUUGGCUGGACUCUCAAGCAGCUGGCGAGGCGCAGUACUGGCUGCCUGCGCUCUUCUCUGAGCUGACCUCUCGUGAUGUCACACCAGAGGAGGCUAAUCAGAUGACACCAUGAGGAGUCAUGGGUAGACUGGCGGUGGCAGCGUCAGAGGCAUGGUGGUAAACAAAAUGUGCCUGGAGGGGAGGCUCAUGUGAGAGGGUUAGUUGGUUCUCUGGAGUAGGCAGGCAAGGUAAACUCCCUCUGAGAUCACCUUUGGACUCAAGGAGGGGAAGUUUUUCUCCAUCACAGCUAUGCAGUGAGGAUACAUAUGUUAUCAUGGAGCCUUUGAAAAGCAGUACAAUUUCAGCCAUCCUGGAUAAGACAUUCUGUUAUGGGUAAUUAGGGAAAUCUCAAUGUAAAUAACCAAAAAAAAAUUUUUAAUUCUUGUACAAAAAUAAACCUUUGAUGAAACAA
Melanotaenia boesemani (Boeseman's rainbowfish) is the source of this 1448-nucleotide messenger RNA. It is a transcript of the gene snf8, whose product is annotated as SNF8 subunit of ESCRT-II. Bases 336 to 1109 code for a protein of 257 amino acids. Gene Ontology annotation, cellular component: ESCRT II complex. The record is from RefSeq and is a predicted model, not a curated record. Lineage: Eukaryota; Metazoa; Chordata; Actinopteri; Atheriniformes; Melanotaeniidae. Gene Ontology annotation, biological process: protein transport to vacuole involved in ubiquitin-dependent protein catabolic process via the multivesicular body sorting pathway. The transcript is spliced from 8 exons.